Molecule: messenger RNA, 1368 nt
Organism: Benincasa hispida (wax gourd)
Lineage: Eukaryota; Viridiplantae; Streptophyta; Magnoliopsida; Cucurbitales; Cucurbitaceae
Product: mogroside I-E synthase-like
Molecular function (GO): quercetin 7-O-glucosyltransferase activity; quercetin 3-O-glucosyltransferase activity
Source: RefSeq, a predicted model, not a curated record
AUGUUCUCAACGGCAAGCUCUAUGUUUCCUUGAACCAAGUCACUAAAUCCCUCUUCCGACAACUUCUCCUCUCCUACAAUAAUGGGACUUCUCCCAUCACUUGUGUUAUUACAGAUGUCAUUCUUCGUUUUCCAAUGGAUAUAGCUCAAGAAUUGGGUAUCCCUGUAUUUUGUUUCUCUACUUUCAGCGCCCGUUUCUUGUUUCUUUUCUUCUCCAUUCCCAAGCUUCUUGAAGACGGCCAAAUUCCAUACCCAGUGGGAAAUUCAAACCAACUCCUCCGUGGAAUUCCUGGUGGAGAAGGGCUUUUAAGAUGUAAAGAUUUGCCAGGAAUUUGGUCAGUCGAAGAUGUAGCAAAACAGGACCCGAUGAACUUAGUGAACCAAAUCUUGGCCACAUCUAAAUCCUGUGGUGUAAUUCUCAACACCUUUGACAAACUCGAAGGUGAAUUUGUGACGAAUCUUUCCAAGAUAUAUAACAAAGUUUACACAAUUGGACCAAUUCACUCUCUGUUGAAGAACUCAGCCCAGUCCCAAUUUGAAUUUUGGAAAGAAGAUCACAGUUGCUUGGCGUGGUUUGACUCACAGGCUCCAAGAUCCGUGGUGUUUGUCAGCUUCGGAAGCUUGGUGAAGCGAACAAGCUCCCAAUUGAAGGAGUUAUGGAAUGGGUUAGUGAACGGCGGAAAGGCAUUUGUGUUAGUGUUGAGCUCAGAUGUGUUAAUUGAAGAGGCAGGGGAAGACUAUGAGUUGGUUAUUAGAGAAAUUAUGGAUAGGAAGGAAAAGGGAAGAUGGGUGAUUGUGAAUUGGGCUCCGCAAGAAGAGGUUUUGAGCCACGAAGCCAUUGGUGGGUUCUUGACUCAUUCAGGAUGGAACUCUACAAUGGAGAGCCUGGCUGCUGGGGUUCCUAUGAUCUGUUGGCCGCAAAUUGGAGACCAACCCAGUAAUGCAACCUGGUUUACUAAGGUCUGGAAAAUUGGGGUUCAAAUGGAGGAUUCAUUUGACCGCUCUACUGUGGAGACCAUGGUCAGGUCUAUAAUGGAACAUCAAGAUCAGAAAAUGGAGAAUGUCAUUGCAGAGUUAGCAAAACUAGCCAACGAUAGUGUUGGUGAAGAUGGGUCAUCCUAUCGAAAUUUACAAUGUUUGAUUGAAGAUAUUAAAAAAAUUGAAGUAAAUUAAAAAUAAAAACCCCAACCAUUAGAAAAAAAUAAAAAUAAAAACUCUAUCCUUCGAUAUAUAUAUAUAUAUUUUUUUGUUGUGUGAUUGGCUAGCUAUCAUUUUGUAGUUUGAAUUUUGUCCAUGUUAGUUAUGUAUUUCAAAAGUUGAAUCUUCUAAGUUAAUUAUAUUGGGGUUGAUGUCAUAAAGUCUCAUGUUC